This is a messenger RNA of Poecilia latipinna (sailfin molly), 3018 nucleotides long. RefSeq lists its product as uncharacterized. Bases 155 to 2347 code for a protein of 730 amino acids. The transcript has 8 exons. The record is from RefSeq and is a predicted model, not a curated record. Lineage: Eukaryota; Metazoa; Chordata; Actinopteri; Cyprinodontiformes; Poeciliidae.
AACCAGUGUUACUAACUUCGCUGUCUUGCUGUAAAUUAAACUUUUAUCUCGGUUGUUUCUGUAAAAAUUCCAAACCCAGAGAUUCUCGGGGAUCAACAGAAUAAUAACAAUUUCAUAGCCGCCCGAAGAAAUCUUGUUUUAGUCUUCUAGAAAAAUGGAUGUCAAGCUCGAGGAACUGUUUCAGAGCAUCCCGCAGAAGCACUGGAGGAAGUUUUUGUCAGGCGAUUAUAAAAAACAAAAAGCAUGGUUACGGAAACAUUUACUUGUCGGUGCGACAGCUUUUUUUUCCGCUUUGGUCUUGAACAAAGUCCAGUGGACGUCUAUCACACUCAAGGUUGUCAAAGCCAUUGUGGGUAACAGACUCUCAGAAGCUCUUCCAAAGUUCCUGGGCAUUCCAGAGAUGGUUGACUCAAAAGCCGUUAAAAAGUUGGAGAAACUAGUUGUCAAAGAAGUGAUCAAAAGGAUCCAACCCUCCACUAACAUGGUCAAUGUGAAGAAAGGCUCUUUGGUCAAGAGAAGCAUUCAUAAACUAUCUAACAGGGCUAAUCAAACUGACCAGCAGCGACCUGAAACACCUGGCUUGAUCAAACCAAUCAUCAAAGGAACUGGGAAACAUGGGGUUUAUAAAAAAUACCAUGGGGGAAACCCCUGGUUCAAAGAGGGUAUCCCCGAGUUACCAACCAUUGUGGAAGUCUCUCAAAAGGAGGAAAUGUUGGCUGAACUCAGCUAUUUUGGAUACACCAUUCAGGGAAACACAAAGGAAUUUGUAAAGAUGUUAACUGAUAGUGGAAAAGCCCACUGUUAUGAGAGAUCACUGCUAUCAAAUGACUUUGACUUCCAAGAACAGCCAUCCCAUCGAGGAGUCCAAAUAUUUAAGAGUGAGAACAAUCAGGCUUGUAAUCAAUCACAAUUUACCACAGCUGAGAAGAAAACCAUGAAAGACCUCAGUUCAGAGGGUCAAUCCAGUAAAGAAUAUGUGAGCAAGAUUAUUAGGCUGGUUCUGUGUCAGGCGCUGGAAUCAUCAGAUAAGAUUUGCUACUCUGACGUCUUCCAGGACAUCUUCAAAUGGACCCUUGAGAAAGUCUGGGAUCGGGUUCAGGGGAAACAAAUACAAUUUCGCUCAAGAGAAGAUGGCGCUGUUUGGCGGUGUUCUCAGUGUUCGUCACCAUCUCGCCUGAUAAUGAGAAAGAAGAAGAUGGAUACCGGGGAAUCAGGAAGUAGCUACCGAGCUGUCAUGGCGGAGGAACACGAAGGAACAGAGAGCGGCAGUAUCUGUGUACCGGUGCGGGGGACAGCAGGUGACCCUGCGGUGUCAGUCCCUCGGGCACUCGGCUGCGCAGACCACUCACCGAAGAAAAAGUUAAUUCUACACAUGGACCUGAAUAACACCAUCCUAGUCUCGGACACGGUGACCGGACAAGGGACGGUGGCUGCUCUGGAUUACUUCCUCACCACCGUGACCUGGGGGAAGAUGAGCAAACACGGAAAAUGGGAAUGGCUGAGUGACUCCGCCUCCCUGCUACCUCCCUGCAGCGACGCCUCCAGCUACUACUCUCAGUUUGGACGCUCACCAGGCUUCACCUCUGUUGCUGGGCGACGCUUCAAAGGGCUGCUGGAGGAACAUCUGGAGCUGCUCCGCUGGCCUGAGGGUGUCAAGGAAGACAGACAGCUGUCUGUUAAAGGAGAAGAUGGCCGACUCUACCACUGGAUCCUCCCUUCCUUCUUCCAGCUGAUCAGAGAUCUGGCGUGGGAAGGACGGGAAUUUGCCAUCGUUUUCCGCACGUUUGGGACUGACCUGCCUCGGGUGUUGAAGGCCGUGUCUCGAGCAGUCAGUGAGGGAGCUCACCCACUGUUCCCUGAUCUGCCUGAGCUGAAGCUCAGAGUGGAUAUGACUCCGGGUAAGAUCCGCUGUACCAAGCGAGGGAUCGUCCUGAGCCGGGCUGAAGAGCGUGUGUCCACUCGUGAUGGAGAGAGAGGACUCUACCAGUACUUGAGUUCUGUGCAGGGUCUCAGUGGUUUCCAGGACCACUUUGACUGGUGGGCUACCAACACCUUCUCCAUCCGAGGAGGGAAGCCCCUAUGGAUUGACCCCUUUGACCAGAAUGUUCAGCAUGUCUUUAUAGACGACAACAUCCGACAAAAUGAUGAGGACACCAUUGUUAGUCCAAAGGUGUUCCUGGAGCCCGGCGGCCAUGACACCCGUACAGCGGGCACUGCAGAGCUGUACGACAUCUCCUUGGUCCAGACCGACCUCCUACGAGCGAUUUCGGAUCGCAGCUACUUCACCCAGCGUGUUCACAUCUGCCUGAAAAACUACGAGAGUAACCUCUGGAAUGGGACGGCCUAGAAGACAACUUCUAGGUUCCUGUGAGGUUUGUCCAUGUGACAAUCUGCAGUUUGCAACGCUGCUGUAAACUAAACAACACUUCCAUCCCAGCUCACUAAGGGUCACUGCCACUUUAAGUGUGGUGUUGGGUCAUCUAGGUCAAAAAUAAAGACCUUACUGUGGUGGAAGGUUGUGAGCUAUCUUUAGAUGAGAAUUUCAUCAGCAGUACAUAGGCUUACCAAAAAUGUAGCACUGAGAUUACUUGCAUUGCAAUAAUUAUUAUUUAUAAAAUAUGUGAUUUACAAAAGAUUGCCAGUUUAUACAAGGAGCACUUACAGUUAAACCUACGUUAUCAUACACCCAGCAGAUUUAACAUCCUUAUUUAGUUUUGUCUCUGCGAUAAAAGCACUGUAAAAUGACUUUCAGUUUUAUUUACUUUUUCUUAAAAAAUGUCAUGUAAAACAUGAUUUAUAGCCACCCACUAAUUGAUGGAAAAAAACUUCAGUUUGUCAACAAGUUUAAAAUCCAUAGAUGAUGACGUCCGUUAUUAGAUGUGUAAGCAGACCGCUGCUGUGUGACGUCAACGUUCUCUUUCUGCACAUGCGGGUCGGAUUGGGAGUGAGUCUUCAUUCACACAGAGAAGUCCGGUUGUGGUCGUAUUAUAUUAGUAGUAUGAACGACCACACAAAAAA